CGCGUCCGGCCGGCAUGGGGAGCGCGCGCGCCCUGGUCCUCUGCGCCCUGGCGGCUCUCGGCGCGCGCGGGUUCUGCCGUGUGGCCAACGCAGAGGAGAAGCUCAUGGAUGACCUGCUCAACAAAACCCGCUACAACAACUUGAUCCGCCCAGCCACCAGCUCCUCCCAGCUCAUCUCCAUUCAACUGCAACUCUUGGUGGCGCAGCUCAUCAGUGUGAAUGAGCGUGAGCAGAUCAUGACCACCAACAUCUGGCUGAAACAGGAAUGGACCGACUACCGCCUAGCAUGGAACAGCUCCCGCUAUGAAGAUGUCAAGAUCCUAAGGAUCCCAGCCAAGCACCUCUGGCUGCCUGACAUUGUGCUUUACAACAACGCGGAUGGGUCCUAUGAAGUGUCCCUCUAUACCAAUGCCCUGGUGUGGUCCAACGGCAGUGUCAUGUGGGUGCCUCCUGCCAUCUACAAGAGUGCCUGCAAGAUUGAGGUGAAGCACUUCCCCUUUGAUCAGCAGAACUGCACCCUCAAGUUCCGCUCCUGGACCUACGACCACACAGAGAUCGACAUGGUCCUCAAGUCACCAUCAGCCAGUAUGGACGACUUCACACCUAGUGGCGAGUGGGACAUCGUGGCCCUGCCAGGGCGGAGGACAGUGAACCCACAGGACCCCAGCUAUGUGGACAUCACCUACGAUUUUGUCAUUAAGCGCAAGCCACUAUUCUAUACCAUCAACCUCAUCAUCCCUUGCAUGCUCAUCACUUCCCUGGCCAUUCUGGUCUUCUACCUGCCGUCGGACUGUGGCGAGAAGAUGACACUGUGCAUCUCGGUGCUACUGGCGCUCACUGUCUUCCUGCUGCUCAUCUCCAAGAUCGUGCCCCCUACCUCGCUGGAUGUGCCCCUCAUCGGCAAGUACCUCAUGUUCACCAUGGUGCUGGUCACCUUCUCUAUCGUCACCAGUGUGUGUGUGCUCAAUGUGCACCACCGCUCGCCCAGCACACACAGCAUGGCGCCCUGGGUCCAGCGCUACUUCCUGCACCAGCUGCCCACCUUCCUCUUCAUGAAGCGUCCAGACAGUGGCCCCCCAUGUAGCUCCCAGCCUAGCCAGCCCCUCCCAGCCAGAGCCCCCCACCUCUAUGGUAACUCCAUGUUCUUUGUGAAUCCUGCCUCUGUGGAGUCCAAGUCUCCAGCGGGCUCGGACUCCAUGGGGCUCCCUGGGGAUGUCCGGCUGCGACCUUCUGGGCGCUUCCAGCAGGAGGUGCAAGAGGCGAUGGAGGGCGUCAGCUUCAUAGCUCAGCACAUGCGGAGUGAAGACCAAGAUCAGAGCGUGGUCGAAGACUGGAAAUAUGUGGCCAUGGUGGUUGACCGGCUCUUCCUGUGGGUGUUUGUGGUCGUGUGUGUGCUCGGCACCGGGGGGCUCUUCCUGCCUCCCCUCUUUCAGACCCACAAACCUCCAGAGCAACCCUAGGCUGCCCGGGUUGGAGAAGAUGAUGGCCCCUGCCAAGUCUGAAAUAGUGAGAACUGUGAUCAACAGCCCUUCCCAGGGCCCUGCGAGGGAGGGGAGAGGCUGGGUGGGUGCCUGGGCCUUGGAGGAACCUUUGGAAACCCUGGCAUGAAACUGCUUGGUGUAGUUCAUUCGUCCAGCAGAGGGAAGA
Molecule: messenger RNA, 1647 nt
Organism: Suncus etruscus (white-toothed pygmy shrew)
Lineage: Eukaryota; Metazoa; Chordata; Mammalia; Eulipotyphla; Soricidae
Gene: CHRNB4
Product: cholinergic receptor nicotinic beta 4 subunit
Exons: 6
Coding region: 15-1460 (481 amino acids)
Biological process (GO): chemical synaptic transmission; regulation of membrane potential; signal transduction
Cellular component (GO): neuron projection; synapse; postsynaptic membrane
Molecular function (GO): acetylcholine-gated monoatomic cation-selective channel activity; transmembrane signaling receptor activity
Source: RefSeq, a predicted model, not a curated record